Molecule: messenger RNA, 3042 nt
Organism: Paramecium tetraurelia
Lineage: Eukaryota; Ciliophora; Oligohymenophorea; Peniculida; Parameciidae
Exons: 10
Biological process (GO): RNA 3'-end processing
Cellular component (GO): TRAMP complex; nucleolus
Molecular function (GO): poly(A) RNA polymerase activity; mRNA binding
Source: RefSeq, a predicted model, not a curated record
AUGAAUUUUCUCCAGCCUUUCAAUUAUUGCUUGUAUCCAUAUAGACAUUCCUAUUAUUAUAAUUUGUAUCCAGAUAACAUCCAAGAAUAGAAUUCAUCCACUGCAACAUACAAAUCAGAAGUAAUAUCAUGGCUCUCAACACUGGAAUAAUCUGAAUUGUAUAAGCUAUUUCAGAUUAAAGGGUAAAUGAAAACCUUUCCAAUAAUGAAAAUGCACAUCAAUGACAAACUAAAUAACCCUUCAAUUUAUGCAUUACGUUUAAAAGAAACCAUUAAUUUUGAGUCUAAAAUUGACGAUUAGUUCAUGAUGAACUUCAAAGGGCUACAUCCCAAAGUAGAAGAAUUGUAUUCUAAAUUGAGCAUAGUUGACGAUGAAAAUUUUAUGGAUACUAUUUUUGUUGCUGAGCCACAUUUAGAAAAUUUAAACUCCUUCCUGGAUUUAUUGCACGACCUCUCUGACAAAUAUUUUCUAUCCACUCCUCCCAAAGCCAUAAUAGAAAAAGCAGAAGAUCCUUUUUGGUUUCAUUAGAAUAGUUUUCACAGUUGUGCAGUUUGGAUCAUCAAAGAAUUUGAAAAAAAUAUUUCCUUCCAUUACAACCUUCACAGAGAGAAAAAGAAAAAAUAGAGACUCUUUAGACAACCUAUCUAUAAGAAUACUUCGAAUGAACUUAAGGAAUUCUUUUUAUAAAAUCUGGCCAAUAAUAAGGAAAGAUUAACCUUCUAUUUUUAGGAAAUCUAUUCAGAAAUUAAAUAACAACCUGAUCGUUUGGAAAAUAAAUUUUAUGAAAACAUCUUCUCAGGAACAGCAAUCAAAUUAUUGAAAUCCUAAGUAGAAUUGCUGUUGACCUUCCAACAAAAAUGUCACACUGAUACAAACAUCAUUAACUCAAUGUUGAUUACAUCAAUGAAUGAUUUAGUGGAUUAGAAAACAUACAUAUUAAAAAAGUUCUAUAAAAUAGUCCAAUAAUUAUUCUAAGAACAUUUAGAAUAAGAAUUGUUUAAAACUGAAAUUUCAGAUAAAAAAUAAAAAAAAGAUAAGAAAAAGAAGAAAAAGAAAUUCUAAAAAAUGAACACAUUCAAGGGAUUAGACCCUAUUGAAUUAAACAAAAGAUUAUCAAGCAAAAAUCUAUUGGAAUCAAAUAUCCUAAGGUUUCAAAGAUCACACUCGCAAAGCAAUCUAGCCUAUACAUAUGUGACUCCCCCUAACACUCCAUCAGCUUGGGAAACCAGCGAUGAUUAAAAUGAAUAUAACAAGAUUUCAAACACAUAGUAACAAUCUUCUAAAUUUUAACAUGCUAACCAUCCAAAGAUAAACUUGACUUAAUAACCAUUAAUAUCUCAAUAAUUCCACACACAUCUAGAAAACCCUACUAAUGAUGACUAUGUUGAUGUUGGUCAAUCUAUUACUACUAAUAUUUUAGAAAUAGCAACUCUGUCAUUGAAUGAUGAAAAUUAAUUUAAGGAACAAUAUCUAAAAGACAAGAAAAGAGCGAAGAAAAAGUAAAAAGGUUUUUAAAAAUCAAUACCAGAAAGUAGAGAUGAACAACUCUAAUUAUAAUCACCACAAUCUGAAAUUACUAGAUUUUCAAUUGAAACACAAGCAUAAACUAUUAAAAGUCACUGUUCUAAUAGAACAUCUUCUACAUCUGAAGAGGAAGAAAGCAAGGAACAAUCAAACAAAAUGAAGAAUUAAAUCAAAAUUAGAAAUAACAGUACUGAUAAGUAGCAAAAUAUUUAUAAAUUGAUUAAUUCCUUUAAAAUGAACUAAUUUGAGAACUAGUAAUUUCAAUAGGAUAUCAAUUCAGCCUCAAAUGAAAGUGAAUAGAUCUCAUAAAAAACCUUGGAAGAUGAUGUUGUUCCAAAAAAUCGAAAGAAAAAUUAACAACUUGAAGUUAAAAAGAAUCUAUCGAUAAAACAAGAAAGUCCAGAGAAAAGCUUGAAAGAGUAAUUAGAAAAUGUUUAAUAAAAGGGAAAAUAAAAAUUGAUUGAAUAAAUCAAUUCAGAUAUUCUUGAUUUCACUGAUAAUAUUAUGAGUGAAUAUGAAGAAAUGCUCCCAUUCAGAUUUUUGGCCUUUGAGAGGGUUAAAUCAGUAAUUUAGAAGGUGUUCUUAGGGAUUCCUGAUGGGAUGAUUACAUCUAGACUCUUUGGUUCUUGUGCUACAGGAUUAGCCUUGUUAGAUUCUGAUAUUGACAUUGGGAUCAAUGGAUUGGAAGUGUAUAAUCGAAAUAUGCUAAAGAGUCACUUUGAUAACUUGUAUUUUGAGUUCUCCAGAAAAAAAUGGGUGGUCAAAGCAAAUCCAAUAUUUAAUUCAUCUGUUCCAAUAAUUAAAUUAGAAAUAGAUCCAUAGAUAAACAUAUUUGAAUAUGAAGGAAGGAACUUGGAUGAGUAAUAAAUUCAAUUGUGGAAAAGGCUAAAACAGAAAUUAAAGAGUGGAAUAAAGGUGGACAUCUCAUUUAACUUCAAUGGGAAUGGCAUUUAUUCUACUCAUCUAGGUUCGAUAACUACUGAUUUGGUUAAAAAAUGGAUGGAAGAAUACCCAUCAUUACAAUAGAUUGUCCUUAUUUUAAAGUCCAUGAUUAAAAAGCUUAAGCUCUCAGAGUCGUAUACAGGGGGUCUAUCCUCUUACUCAUUAAUCAUCAUGGUUUACUCUUAUAUGAGAGAAUAGAGAGUUGCUUCUAAUUUGAUUGGGGAACAAUUUGUUGACUUGAUCAACUUUUAUAUAAACUGCUUUGACUCCUCCUCUACUGGAAUAGGUCUAUUGGCAGACAUUCAUAAUCCCAAUUCUAGUUACUUUUUCAAUUUAUAAGACUAUUGCUUACCUAUGUUACCGAUCACGAUAUUCAAUCCCUACAAUAGAAAGUUACUUACACAUUCUUGUGUGCAAAUCAACAAGAUUUUCGAUUUCUUUAAAGUGAUUUUGAAGGAGUUGGAUGCAAAAAAAGAGUUCUAUUGUAAUUAUGUGGUGUUAGGGAAAAAGAAACAAUAAAAGCUAAAUAAAUCAUUAGAGAACUUUAUAGUUAGCAUUUUAGAAUAAAUAAAAUGA